AUGCGCGAACCUGACGAGUGUUCUCAGGAAUUGUCACUUCGCGACGAGUCCGUCCUGCUUACGGACACGAUUCGACGUACUCCAGUAUUCUUGAGCAUCUUCGCUCUCCCAACGUCGAUACGCUGGGAAGUUCUCUCAAUCCCAUCAACAGCUUCGAUUCUUCCCGAGUAA
This is a messenger RNA of Plasmopara halstedii, 171 nucleotides long. RefSeq lists its product as uncharacterized. The record is from RefSeq and is a predicted model, not a curated record. Lineage: Eukaryota; Oomycota; Peronosporomycetes; Peronosporales; Peronosporaceae. The transcript has 2 exons. Bases 1 to 171 code for a protein of 56 amino acids.